Molecule: messenger RNA, 1512 nt
Organism: Raphanus sativus (radish)
Lineage: Eukaryota; Viridiplantae; Streptophyta; Magnoliopsida; Brassicales; Brassicaceae
Exons: 1
Coding region: 1-1512 (503 amino acids)
Molecular function (GO): nucleic acid binding; RNA-DNA hybrid ribonuclease activity
Source: RefSeq, a predicted model, not a curated record
AUGACCAAACCUAAAUCAGUUGGAAGCCUAGGAUUCCGAGAUAUACAAUUCUUCAACCAGGCGCUAGUAGCUAAGCAAGCAUGGAAAGUCCUAACGAAACCGGGAAGCCUACUAGCAAAGAUACUACUAGGGAAGUACUGUCACAAGCAAUCACUCCUAACAGUAAACGCCCCUACCAAUUGCUCACAUGGUUGGAGAAGUCUCCUACAUGGAAGAGACCUGCUAAAGGGAUACUUAGGGAAAGCUAUUGGAAACGGAUGUACUACUAGUGUAUGGAAAGACACAUGGGUUUCCCUAACCAGUCAAGUGAAGCCCUAUGGUCCUAUUGCAGAAGCAGAUAUGGACCUUACUGUGUCGGAUCUCCUAACUGAUGACAUGCAAUGGAACACUAAGAGACUAAAGGAAGUAUUACCUCUGCUGGUGGAUCAGAUCAAGUGCAUCAAACCGAGUAGUACGGGAGCUGAAGAUGUGUUCAUCUGGCAACCAACCUCUUCUGGGGACUAUACAACUAAAUCAGGCUACGCGGUAGCUGCAACGAAAGGGUCAACCCUCCUAGUACCAAACUCUGAUCUGUUCAACUGGAUACGUGAUGUGUGGGCAACAGAAUGUUCCCCUAAGAUGAAGGUCUUCACUUGGUCUAUAAUCCAACGAGCACUGCCUCUUGGAGAGAACCUACAAAGCAGAGGAAUACAUGCUCAAGCUAAGUGUAUACGCUGUAAUGAGUUAGAAACAGCUAAGCACAUCUUUUUCGAUUGUCCUUUUGCAAAAGAGGUAUGGAGUCUAAUACUUCUCAAGGAAGUAGUUCACCUAGCUACAGCAACGGACUUCAAAGAAGCGGUAGUGGCAUUCAAAAGAGCAGUAUGCCUCCCACCAUCAGGAAUCACCGGAAGCAUCCUACCGUGGAUCUCUUGGACACUCUGGACGGCUCGGAACACACUAAUCUUCAAGAAGCGACACCUAACCAAAGAAGAAGUUGCAACGAAAGGACUAAGAUUAGCAAGAGAAUGGUGUCAAACUCAGAACCAAACCGCAAAGAUGGAAAAAUCAAUACAUGUAGGCCCUACAAGAGUGAAGAAUCGACAUGCAGACCCUACCAUCCCAACCUGCAAAUCAGAUGCAGCAUGGGCCAAAGAUACGCAGAAAGCGGGGCUAGCGUGGAUCAUCAACGGACCGGAGGAAGCGCCGAUCAAACAAGGAUCGACAGUACAGGAUUUCGUCACCUUGCCGAUUGUAACAGAAGCUUUAGCUCUCCGAUUGGGCCUCAUCGCAGCAGUGAAUCUCGGUCUCCCAAGGAUCAAGAUGCUCUCUGAAAACGCAACGCUCAUCAGAGCAAUCAACAACGACGCCCAGAACAAAGAGAUUUACGGAAUCGUUCGCGAUAUCCAGCAAAUCUCAUCUGUGUUCGUCGAUAUCUCCUUUGUUUUUCUCUCUCGAUCUCAAAACAAUCAAGCCGAUAGCUUGGCAAAACAAGUCUUAGCGGGCUCUGUUUCUUCUGGUUGCCCAUUGGGCUAG